GGGAGGAGAAAACAGUUGUGUGUAUGUGCCUCUGAAUGAGAGACAGCCUUUAGCUCAGCGGGGCGUCUUAGUGGCUCUGCAGGAUCAAGACGGACAUCAAGGGGGCGGGAUCGGAUAUCCAGAGGGCGGGACUAGACAUCCAGAUGGAGAUAGUCACACCCCUUCUGCCAUCUCCGGGGAAACGGAUUCAGGGGAGUCAGAUGCGGAACAAGACGCAGCGCCCAACAAACACAGAGCGCGCCACGCACGUCUUCGCCGUAGCGAGAGCCAAUCAGAGCGCCUCCUGAAGGAGGCCAAGACUCGCUGCAAGCGGAUCGCCCUGCUGCUGUCGGCCGCGCCCCAGGCCAGUAACCACGGCAACCGGGGCGUGUUGAUGUUCCAGAAGCAUCGGCAACGAAGCAGGAAGUUCACGCUCGUCAGCUACGGCACCGGCGAGGAAGAGGAGGAGGUUUACUCCACGGGAGACGAGGAAGACGAGGAAGAGGAGAGGGCAUUUUUUGCUGUGGGCCCGAGUCAGCAGGAGCAGCAGGAUCUAGAUCUCGACCCGGACGCUGAGGAGAGCAGCCAGCAGCAGCACACCGUCCACCUCACACUCCAGGUCUCCGGCCGGGAAACGCCCACCUUCACGCCCUUCACACACACACUUCUGAUACGGGACAAGGACGCCCCUCACACACACGACAGAGACACACUCCCCGUCUCACACUCACGCGACAGAGACACUCUCCCCGUAGAAGACCACCCCCCAGCUGCUGUCACUCAGGCCACCGCGGCCAAUCAGGAUCAAGACAGCGCUCCGCUAACCCCUCCCCCUCCAGAUAAAGCCCCUCCCCCUCUGCUACGCGUGCUGAGCGUUGGCCCGGCGACAGCGUUGAGUUUGGGCCUGGCGGCCAUGGAGACGGCCAUGGAGGCGGGGCCUGGGGGCCAGAUGGGCAAGGGGGCCAUGAUGUUCGCCCAGCGCCGGCAGCGCAUGGACGAGAUCGUAGCGGAACACGAGGAGAUGCGGCAGAAAGGACUUCCUGUGGAGAGCAAGAUGGAGGCCGAGAAACAGCUGAUAUACCAACAGGAAGCGCAAUACCACCUCCAACAGCAGGAGGCAGCGCACUACCAGCAGCAGCAGCACGAGACUCAGGCCUAUAUGGACCUCAACACCCACCAGCAAUAUCAGCAGUACCAGCAGGAGGCGCAAUACUACACCCAGCAGCAGCAGUAUCAGCAGCAGCAGCAGCAGUACCAGCAGCAGCAAUAUGAACAGCAGCAGUACGAACUGCAACAGCAGCAGCAGCAGCAGCAGCAGCAACAGUACCAUCAGCAGCUUCAAUACGAACAGCAGCAGCAGCAGCAGCAGCAGCAGCAUCACUACACGCAGCAGAUGAACGGCAGCGUCCAUGGUAACGAGGUCCCACCCCCAGCCCCAGCGAUGUCCAAUCGCAGUGCGGAGCCCUUCCCCCCGCAGCAGCAGACGGAGCCGGAGCCGGAGACAGAGCAGAUCGCAUCACGUGACGAGCGCAUCGCGGUUCCUGCCAUCAAGACGGGAAUACUUCAGGACACUAGGCGGCGCCAGACCCCCAUGUUCACCUUCCGCCAGACGCCCAAGAUAGCGCCCAACCCCGAGCUGCUUAAUCUGGUGAACCGCGGCAACAAGCCCCUCCCCUCGGCCGCAUUCGACGCCCUAGUAGGGGCGGGGCCAGAGGAAGACUACCUGAGUCUCGGAGCAGAAGCCUGCAACUUCCUCCAGGGGGCGCCAUCGCCACGCGUCAAGCAGAAGGUCCCUCCCCCCGUGGCCCCCAAACCCCAUAUCGACCCCAACUCCCCGCCCUGGUCGCCGCAGCAACUGGAACCCGACCCCGCCCUGCCCGGUCACGAUGCCCCCGCCCCCGUGAUGAUGAACAACAUGGCCGCCGCCGCUCAGGCCUACGGGGCGGCGCCUGCUCCUGAUGUUGCCAUGGCAACGCCCUCCCCCGCGGCUGUGGCCCAGCCCCCCUCCCCAGAGAUGCAGCACUCGGCAGCAUGGCAGCAGGCGGAACCUCAGCAGCACCACCAACAAGCCCCUCCCCCUCAGCAGCCAGAGGCGUGGCCGGACGUCCAGCAGCAGGUCCAGGCGCCGCCCCCCUGCAGCACUCCGCAGGCCACACAGCCGUCCCCUGAGAUGCCUGCUGCUGCUGUGGACUCCUGGGCUCCCACGCAGGCACCUCCUCAGCCGCCCGUCACCACCUGGGCCCCUCCCCCCGCCCCCGGCCCCGCCCCCGAGGCCCACUGGGCCAGCCAGGCACCGCCCCCCACUCAGGCCCCCGAGGUGUCCGCCCCGAUGCCUGCACAGCAGACGCAGAGCCAACAACAGGCCCCCUGGGUCUCCCCCGCCCAGGCCCCGGCACCUGCCCCAGCACCGGCCCCCGCGACCCCCCCAGCUCCGGCUCCUCUUCCCUGGCACCCGCUCCUGCCCCCCAAGCACCCGCCCCCCCCCGCCACCUGGCCUCCCCAGGCCUCCCACUCCCCCCCACAGGCCUCCUGGUCCCAACCCCAGCCCCCUCCUCAGCAGCAGCCGCCCCCUGCCACCUCCUGGGCCCCUCCUACGCCCCCUCAGAGCCAGCAGCCGCAGCCCCCUUGGGCCCAGCCCCAGCCCCCCCAGCAGGCUGACGCCGGGCCGCUGCCCCCCUGGAUGACCCCCCCUCAGCCCCCCCAGGUGGACCCCCCCUCACCCUCCGCCUGGCCCCCACAGGCUCAGCCGCCCUGGGGACCGCCCCCACACAUGAUGGCCAAUGGGCAGCCGGCUCCGCAGAUGAUGGCCAAUGGGCAGUGGAUGCAGCCCCAGGCCCCGAGUCCUCAGCAGCAGGGUCCCCUACCACCCUGGAUACAGCAAACCCCUCAACACCCGCAGCACCCCAUGGCACCCUGGGGACAGCAGCCACCGCCCGCAUGGCAGCACCAGGUGCAGCCUGGAUGGGGUGUCCCUCCUCACGCGCAGGCCUGGGGCCAACCACAGGGGGGGCCCCCUAACGCCCAGUGGGGCCCCCCCGGGGGGGCACAGGAGAACAGCUGGGGGGCACAGCAACAACAACAGCAGCAGCCGCAGCAGCAGGAACCGGAGCCGGAACCGGAACCGGAACAAGAACCUGAACCUGAGCCGGAGCCUGAGCCGGAACCUGAGCCGGAACCGGAGCCAGAACUGCAGGUCCAGCAGCAGCCCGCUCCUCGUCUGGGCCCCAAGCCGUGGCCGCCCCCCCAGCCCACCGGCCCUGCCACCUCCGUCCGCUACCAGGGCUCCCGCGUCGCCGCCCCGGCCCCCGCUCUUGGUCCUCCUGCUGCUGCUGCUCCUGCUCCUGCUCCUACUCCCCCCGCACCCCCCAGAGAGGAGACUCCUCCCCCCCCCGGAGGUGGCAUGGGCUCAGCGUUCGAGAUGCCGGCGCUGCGCGGAAAAGGAGCCGAGCUGUUCGCCAAGAGGCAGUCACGCAUGGAGAAAUACGUAGUGGACUCAGAAUCCGUACUGGCUGCAAAUAAGCCCCCCCGGCCGACCUCCCCCACGGUCCCCGUGCAGACGGAGUGGAAGUACUCCCCCAACUGCCGAGCUCCGCCCCCUAAGGCCUACAACCCCCUGCAGUCCCCCAUGUAUCCACCGGGGGCAGUCAAGCCCUCACCCUCAACAGGACCCACCAGCAAGAAGGAUAAGGAGAAGAAGAAGGAGAAGGAGAAGCCGGCCCCGAAGCCUCUUCAUGUGCUGGACGUGAUGAAGCACCAGCCGUAUCAGCUGGACCGCUCGCUCUUCACCUACGGGCCGGCGGCCGAGGCCUUCGCAGCCAAGCAGAAGGCGGCCGAGGAGGCGGCAGCGGCACAGGCGGCAGAGGCAGCCGCACAGGCACAGGCACAGGCACAGGCUGCACAGGCAGCACAAGCACAGGCUGCCCAGGCGUACGGCUAUGGCUUCAUGCCUCAGCAGCAGGGGUAUGGUGGCAUGGAGGGUCUCUACGGUUACCCGCCCCACAUGAUGCAACAACACCCCGCCUACCAGCAGCAAAUGGCCUAUCAGCAGCCUCCAUACGGCCAGUACCCUCCCCCCGGGCCCUACCAGCAGCAGCCAUCCUAUCAGGCGCCGGCUCCAGAGGCCUACCAGCCCCAGCCGGCCUAUCAGCAAGCUCCUGUUGCCCCCGUGGCUCCGGUACACGCCCCGGCCCCCACGCCCACCUACCAGCCCCCUCCACAGCAGGUAGCGGUGGCCCCCGUGCACGCCCCGGCCCCCACCCCCACCUUCCAGCCUGCGCCCCCUCCCCAUGCCCCCUCCGCCUCCUCGUACCCCCCUCCUGGAGGCUUCCCCGCGGGCAGCAAGGAGGCGCUCGCCGCAGGAGGUGUCAUGGCCGCCCCCAAGCCCAAAUUCGCCGCCAGGAAGUCGACGGGACAGGUGUGGCAACCCGGAGUGGGAGAGAGGGAGUGAUGAGUGAGGAGGGGAGGGAGAGAUGGAGAGAUGGAGUGAUGAGGGGAGGGAGAGGAGGGAGAGGAGGGGAGGAGUGUAAUUGUGGUGUUGGGUACUCCAUAGUGUGUACUGAUUUGAAGACAUGGGCCAAUACUAAGAAGCUGGUCUCUAAAGCCUGGCUCAAACUACACGAUGGCCAAUACUAAGAAGCUGGUCUCUUAAGAACAUGAGGACUUCAGGCUCUGCUGUCAGAUGAUUUACCUCUUAACUUGACCUGCUUUACUCCUGAACCAGCUUCUUAGUAUCGGCCCCGGGAGGGUAGAG
This is a messenger RNA of Engraulis encrasicolus (European anchovy), 4729 nucleotides long. Its product is annotated as histone-lysine N-methyltransferase 2D-like. Bases 374 to 4426 code for a protein of 1350 amino acids. The transcript is spliced from 17 exons. Gene Ontology annotation, cellular component: nucleus; actin cytoskeleton; Z disc. NCBI's taxonomy places the organism in Eukaryota, Metazoa, Chordata, Actinopteri, Clupeiformes, Engraulidae. The record is from RefSeq and is a predicted model, not a curated record. Gene Ontology annotation, molecular function: actin binding. Gene Ontology annotation, biological process: positive regulation of actin filament bundle assembly.